CUGUCUGUAGUGCAGGAAGAGUACCACAGGGGACGUAAGAAACAACCACGUCUCCAAUCUGACACUGAACACCGCCUGUGGAGUGAUCAGCCGUGGACAAAAGAAAAAAACCAAUGCAAGAUGAGAAACAACUAAAUGUAGCUCAGAGAUUCAUACUUGUCGCCUCUGCAGUGAUUAUCGAGAUUAUCUUGUUUCUCUAAGAUUGCGUUGUCCUGCGAGUGUUAGGCUGAGACCUUUAGGAUACAGUUUUACGUGAGGAAAAGUGUUUUUUUUUUUUUUCGUUAAUAAUGAUCAUGCAUAUUUUAUAAUUAAGACACUAUCAAUUAUUUUUGUUCUUUGGAAUUAGUUCUCCCGAAUUUAAGGAAAAGUUUUUAUUAUUAUUAUUAUUAUUUUUACCUUUGGGAUGGUGUGACUGAAGAAAAUCGACUGAAGAAAAGUUUCAGGAAGGAACCCCUAGAGCAUUUUGUGUCGCGAGUUUUUGGGUUGACUGUAAUUUAACGCAUUCCGGGAUGUUACCGAGACUCCAGACGUUACAGCGGCUACUGACGCUCGCGCUCGCAAGCGUAUUUCUAGUGCAAAGCGGAUCAAGUGACAAAGAAGUCAGACCAGAGGCAUGGCUCCAGCAGUAUGGGUAUCUUCCACUUGGUGAUGUUCGGGCUCAAGCAAUCCGCUCUCCUAAAUCCAUCAACGCUGCUAUAUCUGCCAUGCAGAAGUUCUAUGGCCUCACUGUGACCGGUUCCAUGGACCAGGAUACACUCAAGGCGAUGCAGCGGCCGAGGUGUGGUGUUCCAGAUAGGUUUGGUUCUGAACUGAAGAGCAACCUAAGAAAGAAACGCUACGUCAUCCAGGGCCUAAAAUGGGACAAAAGAGAAAUCACCUUUAGUAUCCAGAACUACACUCCCAAGGUUGGUGAACACGCCACACACGAGGCCAUCCGGAAGGCCUUUAAGGUCUGGGAGGCUGUGACGCUGCUCAAGUUCCGUGAAAUUCCAUACAGUCAAAUCAGUGGCAAGGUGGACAAGUUUGCAGAUAUCAUGCUCUCCUUUGCUGAGGGCUUUCAUGGAGACAGCACCCCAUUUGAUGGCGAGGGGGGUUUCCUGGCCCACGCAUACUUCCCUGGUCAUGGUAUCGGAGGUGAUACCCAUUUUGAUGCAGCAGAGCCUUGGACAACAGGCAACGUUGACCAGGGAGGUAACGACGUGUUCUUGGUGGCAGUGCAUGAAUUAGGUCAUGCUCUUGGUUUGGAGCACUCAGGCGAUCCCUCUGCCAUCAUGGCUCCGUUUUAUCAAUGGAUGGACACAGAUAACUUUGUGCUGCCCGAUGACGACAGGCGGGGAAUCCAGCAAAUCUAUGGUGCUCGCUCUGGUGAAGUGCCUCAACCUCCAGCACCCCGUACCCCCACUCGAAGUCCAGACCGCCCUUCCUUUGGCCCCGACGUAUGUGAGGGACACUUCGACACCAUUGCUUUUCUGAGAGGAGAGAUGUUCGUCUUCAAGGAGAAGUGGUUCUGGAGAAUGCGUGAUGGAAAACCUCAGCAGGGGUAUCCCAUGCCCAUUGGACACUUCUGGAAGGGUUUGCCUCCCUCUAUCAACGCAGCCUACGAACGUUCCGAUGGAAAGUUCGUUUUUUUCAAGGGUGAUAAAUACUGGGUUUUCAGUGAAGCCAAAAUGGAUGAAGGUUAUCCAAAAACCUUCAAGGAGCUUGGCACAGGCCUUCCUAGAGACAAGCUGGACGCAGCUGUUUACUACACACCCACGGGCAACACUUACUUCUUCAGAGGAAGCAAGUAUUACCGUUUCAAUGAGAAAAGCAGAUCUGUGGAUCCAGACUAUCCCAAACCCAUCAGUGUGUGGAAAGGAGUUCCAGACAAUAUCAAGGGGGCCAUCAUGAGUGCGGACGGAGCCUACACCUACUUUUACAAAGUCAAUAAAUACUGGAAGUUCAACAAUCAGCAGCUGAAAGUGGAGCCAGGCUACCCCAAAUCAGUUCUCACUGACUGGAUGGGCUGUGACGGUGAGGAGCCCAAGAAGAGAAGCGGAACCGAUGAGGAAGUGAUCAUCAUUGAGGUGGAUGAGUCCGGGGGCGGGGCAGGUGCAGCAACCAUUGUGAUUCCUCUCUUCCUUUUGGCCUGUGUGCUUGUCACUUUGGGAGCUCUGCUUUUUUUCCGUCGCUAUGGCACCCCUCGACGCCUACUCUAUUGUCACCGCUCUCUGCUGGAUAAGGUUUAGAGAAGGACACAGAAAGACAAGAGAAAGAUGGAUGGAGGAGGAAUAAAAGCAAUACAAUUAGAUGGCACUUGGAAGGGUGUUGAAUGGGAGAAAUUGUAUUAGGAUGGAGUGAAUGCCAGACCAAGAUCGUUUUACAGGUGCACAUGGGGGAGAGGUAAUAAAAGUAAAGGAAAGGAUGUGUAUUGUCUGUUUUUCUAUUUACAUGUACUGCUCUGCCAUUAAUAAAUGCCCAGAAUGGAGAGGGAGGAAAAAAGAGACAUGAUUACUGUUUAUCACUCAGUGAAAUGCACUUUUGUUCCCUCAGUCUUCUUUUUAAUAUUCAAUCCAUCCUUGAUCCUCUCUGAAAUCUUCCUCUCCAGAACCAAACUUGACUCCAGCCGCGUGGCUGUUUGAUUAACAUGUUCUAUACAUUAAAUGAUCUUCAUCUCACUUUGAUUUACUUUAUAAACUCAGACAUUGCUUUUUUACAUUACUGAUUCAAUGAAAAUCUCCUCUACAGUCUCCCCUACAGUCUUUUUCAUUGAAUUGCUUAUAUGAAAAGACUACCAAAAUUGACCAUUCUUUCUUGUACCCUUCAAUGGACAUGGAUAGAUUUGGACUUUUCAUACACUUCUGUGUCUGCACAAAGUAUGUCUUUACUGUAGAGACCUACCAUACAUGAAAGGUCAGAGGUUUAAGGUCAAAGUUCAGGAAGAGAGGAGUCGGCUCAGCUCCUGGUGUAAGCCAGUUUUUAAUUACACCUAUAGAGCAGAGCUGUCCAUCUGUUUCAAAUUUAAAUACUAUUGUUAUGAAGUAAUUUGUUGCAUUUUACAAUGAUUAAUAAUAUUACAUUAAUGACUGGCAUUGAUAUUAUAACCAUGGUUAUUGUUAUUAUUGUUCUCCAUGUGUAGUCUUGCCUUUUUUUUAAUUGAUAUUUCAAGUCCUGCUGGACACAGGCAGAAUGUGACUUUUCAAAUUACAUUCCAAUCCUUUAAUGUCAGGUUUAAGAAAAAAAAUUAUUCUAUAAUAAAUGGUGCUGGAGGUGAGAUUGUUUCUUUGUAAGACAUUUUCUUUCUCUGCAGCUUGCCAAGAGGAUAAUUAAAACAGCAGAAACAAAUAAAGAAUUAUUUAUGAUCA
This is a messenger RNA of Myxocyprinus asiaticus (Chinese sucker), 3344 nucleotides long. Its product is annotated as matrix metalloproteinase-14-like. The record is from RefSeq and is a predicted model, not a curated record. Gene Ontology annotation, cellular component: extracellular matrix. Bases 510 to 2228 code for a protein of 572 amino acids. The transcript has 10 exons. NCBI's taxonomy places the organism in Eukaryota, Metazoa, Chordata, Actinopteri, Cypriniformes, Catostomidae. Gene Ontology annotation, molecular function: zinc ion binding; metalloendopeptidase activity. Gene Ontology annotation, biological process: collagen catabolic process; skeletal system development; zymogen activation.